Fraxinus pennsylvanica is the source of this 1386-nucleotide messenger RNA. The record is from the annotation of a GenBank genome assembly. NCBI's taxonomy places the organism in Eukaryota, Viridiplantae, Streptophyta, Magnoliopsida, Lamiales, Oleaceae.
AUGGAGUUGUUUUACUAUAUGGUGUUUGGGGGAUUGGCGGCAGUAGUGGCUAUAGUGGAGCUGAGUAAAUCGAACAAGGAUCGGACUAAUACUUCAUCGGCUUUCGAGUCAUUUAAGAACAAUUACCUGCUUGUUUAUUCUCUAAUGAUGGCUGGUGACUGGUUGCAGGGUCCAUAUGUUUACUACCUAUAUAGUACUUAUGGCUAUGGAAAGGGAGAAAUUGGACAGCUCUUUAUUGCAGGAUUUGGUUCUUCCAUGUUAUUUGGAACCAUAGUUGGAUCUCUAGCUGACAAACAGGGACGGAAGAGGGCAUGUGUAACUUACUGCAUUACAUAUAUACUGAGCUGCUUUACCAAGCAUUCUCCUCAGUACAAAGUCCUGAUGGUAGGACGUAUUUUGGGUGGUAUUGCUACAUCUCUCCUGUUUUCAGCAUUUGAGUCUUGGCUAGUGGCAGAGCACUUCAAGCGAGGUUUUGAUCAGCAAUGGCUCUCAUUAACUUUCUCAAAGGCAGUAUUCCUCGGGAAUGGUCUUAUUGCUAUUCUCUCUGGGUUGUUCGGAAAUAUGCUAGUUGAUACCUUAAGCCUUGGGCCAGUAUCACCUUUCGAUGCUGCUGCCGUCAUUCUAGCAAUUGGCAUGGCUAUUAUAUUGUCAUCAUGGACUGAGAACUACGGUGACCCUUCAGAUAACAAGGACUUACUGAUGCAGUUCAAGGGUGCAGCUAUCGCAAUCGCUUCAGAUGAGAAGAUUGCACUGUUGGGUGCAAUACAGUCCCUAUUUGAAGGUUCAAUGUAUACAUUUGUAUUUCUCUGGACACCUGCUCUGAGUCCAAAUGAUGAAGAGAUUCCCCAUGGUUUUAUUUUUGCAACUUUCAUGUUGGCUUCAAUGUUGGGAAGCUCAAUAGCUUCUCGCUUACUAGCCCGCAACUCGCCUACAGUGGAGAGCUACAUGCAGAUUGUAUUCGCUAUAUCUUCUGCCUCUCUUCUGCUUCCCUUGUUGACAAAUUUCUUGGUAUCUCCUUCAAAGGUGAAAGGUGAUGGCCUCUCAUUUUCAGGUUGUCUUCAACUUCUCGGCUUUUGUGUUUUUGAGGCUUGUGUGGGGAUUUUCUGGCCAUCAAUUAUGAAGAUGAGAUCCCAAUACAUCCCUGAGGAGGCUCGAAGCACAAUCAUGAAUUUCUUCCGCAUCCCCUUAAACAUCUUUGUUUGCAUUGUGCUAUAUAAUGUUAAUGCGUUCCCCAUCACUGUCAUGUUCGGUAUGUGCUCGAUCUUCCUCUUUGUUGCAUCCAUUCUGCAGAGCCGGCUCCUAGCCAUUGCAGAUAAACCAAAGACAGAAGAUUGGACUAUGCUGAAGGAAAAGAAUUUGGAGCAUGAGCCUUUAAACGCUCCUUGA